GGGACUUACGCAACUUCAAUACAGCACGUAUUGAAGAAGCGAUCGAGCGGAACUAAGGCUCCAAAGUCUGCUAGAGAUCUGUCUGUCAUACAGAGCCAGAGGAUAGUGUACUGCCCUCUAAUGUUGACUUCUUCACGGUAUAAAGAAGACUUCAUACCGCUGUAAGAAGUAUUUACCUUAUUCCUCGCGCAUUCUAUCUUGGCCGGUUUGAAGUUAGUCGCGCGAGGCUGCGCAGAUAUAGUUUUACAAAUAAAUACGGUCACAAUUACCACAGAUUAAAAAAUAUUACAUAGAAUCGAUUAUCGUUAUUAUCGAUUAUGAUUCGAUUCUAUAUUAUAUUUAUUGAAGUGAAAACUUUUUACAAAUUUAUGAUUUAAAACUCAAUGGAAACGAUAAAGCGGCACUAUAAUUCCUUUAAUUUUGCCACAGGAUCUUUCGCAUUAGUAGUCAAACUUUAAAAACGUCCAAGUUUAUUUUUAGGUUUUAAAAGUUUUAAAUGCAUUUUUCAGAUGCCUUUGGACUAUAGGUUCCUCGACGCAAUCUUCGAGCUCCUACAUAUGAUACAAUACAUUUUGGGCCGUAACACAAUAUGUACAAAGUGUGAAAUCAGUUGGCAAGCGUUUUUUGUAUUGUAUGAAGGCUGUAUGGUUGUAUUAAAUAAUUUGUUAAUGUCAAGAGAGGAACUAUUGGAAGAUAGGUAAGUUCUUUUUUUGAAAUGUUCAUUAAUCCGUUAACUGUACUACUGAACAUAGGCACUUCAAAAAUCGGGAGGAUUAACCGAAAAUACGAUGCUUGGCAAAUUGAUUUAAAUAAAAAGAGGACGAUAUGGUACUUGCAUGUACUAAAAGUCAACAUCUAAAUGACGUAUGAGACACUGGCUAGUUAAUUUUGAAAAUACGUUUCAUUACAAGUAAAAAUAAGUAUGAUCCAGAUUUAAAUUUCUCUCAUUUUUUUUAUAUUGAAAUAAAAAAAUUUGUUCAGACCAGGCUUCUAUGUAUAUUGCUAGACAGCUGAUUAACGAAUCGACUCAAGAAUUUACGGAGAAUUAACUGUAACUUAAUCAUGGAAUAAAAUCCCAAUGUUAUUAUAGGCUGUGACGUAUUCCAACUUAGCCAUCAGAGGCAGAACAAUGAAUCCGUAGUCUUCUUUAUGUGAAAUUGGUUAAAGGUGUCUAUGGGUAGCACUAGUCACAUACCAUCAGGUGGACCGGGAAGUAUGUUUAUCACUCCUAUUUUUUUUAAACUUUCUUAUAUAAACCUACCUUAAUUUUGAAUUUUUUUAAACUUUUUGUCAUGUUUUAAAAACAUUUUAGACAAACAGAUACUUAAGGGCGUUAUAGCGUCAUACAUACAUCUCGCUCGCGCUGCUGUCUGACUGGAUCUCUUAUCUCUAUUGGUCUGUUAUAUACGAAUGAGGUAAAAAAUGUAGCUGUUUCCACGUGGGUAAUGUUUUUAGAAUAUAUGUAUGCAUUAUGUGUAUAUGUUUGUCUGUUGCUUGCGAUACUCCAGCAGCCUAUAUGACUUGAAGAAUUCCAAGGUGUAAAGAGGUGCAAAAAUGCCGUUGCGUUCGUCUUUGUCUCCUCAAUACAUUUUAUAGCAAGAAUACGACAAAGAAACAAUAUGGCGCCCGCUCUAAAAGUAUUCAUUUAAUAUAUCUGUAUACUGUAAUGUCAUGUGACGGCGGUCAGGCACAAAGGAAACUGAAAUAAUUCUAUUCUUUUUAAAAUCUAGCGGAUACCCGGCGUGUGUUACUACGCUAAAAAAAGGAAAUAUAUUUUGUUUAUUUGUUGGAACAAAAGGAAAUUUUAUUUAUUAACUUUUUUAUAUAGUGCGCAAUGCAUUGUUUUAGUGGUCUAAAACCAUCUUCACAUUAUUGCGUUUCUCAUACCCGUUUGUGGCGCAUCGUUUGGACGGUUUCAAAGUCUAUAACGGACGUAGGUCUUUUGGAAGAACUCUCCAAUAGCAUCCAUACAAAGUCCAUGUGUAUGGAUCACAUUUUGUUUCAAUAGGUGGUCAUCCAUCUGGAUGACCACCUAUUCAUCUGAAUACCUAGAGAGAGUAUCUAGUACAUAGGCUGCACUAAAAGUAUCGGGAAUGGAAAAUUUCCACUGUUCCUGUCAUAUUAAAAUCUUUUUUAAUUGAAAACUCCUUGGUUUUAAAAAUCGAAUACCAUUUAUUUAUUUAAAAAAAGAUUCUCGGUCUUGUCACAAGCUUUUGUCAAACUUGUUUAGUCGUUGAGAAAAUGGAAUUGACUCGAGAAAAUUCAAGAGCGAUGAUUUAUUAUGACUUUCGAAGUGGUUUAACACAAAUACAGUGUGUUGACCGGAUGAUUUCUACAUUUGGUGAUGAAGCCCCAUCCAAAACCACAAUUUAUCGCUGGUUUGCUGAAUUUCAACGUGGACGUGUCAAGCUCAGUGAUGAUCCCCGUCAAGGUCGUCCAAAAACUGCAGUCACCCAAGAAAACGUUGAUGCUGUGCGUAAGCUGAUUGAGGAAGAUCGACAUGUGACAUACCGCGAAAUUCAGGCAACUUUAGACAUCGGCAUGAGUCAAAUACAAAUAAUCUUGCAUGAAAAAUUAGGUGUAAAAAAGUUGUUUUCCCGAUGGAUACCGCAUUCGCUCUGUGAAGAGCAAAAAGCGGGCUCGCGUUACUUGGUGCGUCAGAACUCUCGAAAGAUUCCACGCAGGAUCCUCAAAUGCUGUAUACAACAUCGUAUCAGGUGACGAAUCCUGGAUAUACGCGUACGAACCCGAAACAAAAAACCAGUCACGAGUUUGGGUGUUCGAAAAUGAGUUAAAGCCAACAAAAAUUGUUCGUUCACGGAGUGUUGCAAAAAAAAUGGUGGCCACGUUUGUCUCCAAAACAGGCCAUGUUACGACUAUUCCUCUUGAGGGACAAAGAACGGUUAAUGCAGAAUGGUAUGCUAGCAUUUGUUUGCCACAGGUCGUUUCUGAACUCCGUAAAGAGAACUGCAACCGCCGCAUCAUCCUCCAUCACGACAAUGCGCGUUCUCACACCGCACACAGAACAAAAGUUUUUAGAGCAAGAAAACAUAGAAUUAUUAGACCAUCCGCCGUACAGCCCCGACCUAAGCCCUAAUGAUUUCUAUACUUUCCCUAAAAUAAAGAAUAAAUUGGGUGGACAGAGAUUUUCAUCACCUGAAGAAGCUGUGGACGCCUACAAAACGGCCAUUUUGGAGACCCCAACUUCCGAAUGGAAUGGUUGCUUCAAUGAUUAGUUCCAUCGUAUGGAAAAAUGUGUCAAAUUUCGCGGAGAAUACUUCGAAAAGCAAUAAAUACAUUUUUAAAUAGUAAUGUUGUGUCACUUCCUUGAUUCCCGAAAUUUUCAGUGCCGCCCUCAUAGUCCUACCAAAUAGUAAAAACCGCCUAUUGCGAUACCUACGGAACGGAAUGGGGUGGUGGAUAUUCUUACGCCGUCAUCAUAUAGCGAUGGAAAAGUACAUUAACAUAGUUUUCAACCGACUUUAAAAAAGAUUCGUUUUUUUUUUUUAAUGAAGUAGAAAUAUUAAUUUAUCUAAUAUUAAAAUUAAGUAGGUGAUCCUGUUCCUGUUGAUGAGCUACCAUAUGUGAAUCAUUUAUUACAGUUUUCUCAAAUUGUAAAACUAUGGAAAUUAUUCCAUAGUUCUGUUUCCUUAAUUUUCAACCAAUCAGACCUUCUUUUUAUGUGUGUUACCUCAGAACUUUUUUCUACGUACGAUCAAGAUCUGAUUAGGAGUUUUUGAGAUAUACUUAAUAAUGCAUAUUUAAUUGACUUCGACUGUAUGGUUUUUUUAUGUGUCUCACCUCACCUAACUUUUUUCUGGGUGAACCGAUUUCGAUGAUUUUUUUAUUUGAAAGCUGGUGUUUCUAAUGUGGUCCCAUAUAAAUUUGAUCAAGGCCUGAGCAAUAGUUUUUAAGUUAUUCUUAAUAACUUACAUUGAAGUCAGUAAAAAAUGUUUUGCCUAACUCCGCUCAAUGAAAUAAAAUAAUGUCUUGCCUAGUUUGAAGAGCACCUACCGCCCUCUCUCAAUUGCGUGCACUAUUUCCAUCACCACAAAUCCCAGCACCACUACUCCCAACACCACUAACACUAGGAAAGACACCACUGACGACAAUACGACGCAUGUUUCGCCUCUUCACGAUCCAUCUGCAGGUGAAGUAGACUUUGAGGUGGCUGACCGCUAACACUCUCACAUAGCGGUCAGACACCGCAGAGAUAUUGCACGAAGUUGAGGGAGAGCGCGAGGUGAUCUUCGAACUAGGUAAGACACGUCAUUUUAUUUCAUUGAACGGAUGUAUGCAAAAUUAUUUUUACCAACUUCAAUAUCGAAAAGUUAUAUUAUAUAACAUACGAUGCAAUGUAUUACAAAGUGACUAUCAUUUUGAUGUCAACGAAGUUGACGAAUGGGUCUGCUGAUAAAAUGAGCAGGUAGUUCAAGAGUUAGGCAUCUCUAGACUGGACUCUUAAGGGUCGUAAGUCAGUAUUUUGCCCUUCGAUAGAUAGUGUUUCAGUUAUAGCAAAUCUUCUCUAUUUGAAAAAAUCCGAUUUUUACCACUGUACUAAAGUUACUCCUGACUACAACGAUUGUAUUUUUUUGUUACAGGUGGCCCUGUUACAUGCAGUGCUACAAAACGCUGGUCUUGUGCCUAUGCGAAAGAGCUAUGUCUCUUGAGGAAAUAGAUCGAAGCGUAGAACAGAAAUUAGCAGAAACAGCACACUCUAUUGAAAAGUUAACGCAAUCAAUAUGCAAAAGAAAAGCCCACGUGUCCAGAAUUGCAGCCUACGCCGUUGCAGACAUUUGUACAUGGAUCGAAAAGACAGCACCACCGAAAUUGGUGCGGCAGCAUCUAGAAAAUUCCAUUGCCUUGUUGAUACAGUCCUCAGACUCGACCUAUGCUAUGGCAUUCCUUAGAAGAGCGUUAGCCGGCUCUAUCGGACAAAUGACAAUGACUAAUAUGUAUUCGAUGUAUAAAAGAUACCAUAAAUAUGUUGGCAAUUCUUGAUUUAAAAAGAUGUUAUAAAUGAAUAAAAAUGUGUAC
Molecule: messenger RNA, 5037 nt
Organism: Parnassius mnemosyne (clouded apollo)
Lineage: Eukaryota; Metazoa; Arthropoda; Insecta; Lepidoptera; Papilionidae
Source: the annotation of a GenBank genome assembly